Messenger RNA from Punica granatum (pomegranate), 1791 nucleotides. Lineage: Eukaryota; Viridiplantae; Streptophyta; Magnoliopsida; Myrtales; Lythraceae. The record is from RefSeq and is a predicted model, not a curated record.
GUAUAUAUAUUUGUGUAUAUAAAUAUGAAUGGUAGGUAGCAGCAAAAUCAGUGUUCGCACAAUCCCUGUCUGCUAAAUAUAUCUGAGACUUCUUCCUCAUCAGUCAGAGAGAAAGACAUCUAGGAAAUUAAUUAAAAAAAAAUAUUUAUAUUAUUAUGGGGACAAUCCGUGAAGGGCACCAGCCUCCAUUGAUCCAAGACCUCAAGGUGACCGUCCACGACACCUCCGUCGUCCUCCCAGCUCAGCCGACGCCCCGGCGGUCCAUGUUCCUCUCCAACAUCGACCAGGUCCUCAACUUUGACGUCCAGACCAUCCACUUCUUCGGGCCGCACCCCGACCACCCUCCCGAUGCUGUGGUCCGAAAGCUCCGCGACGCCCUCUCGCAGAUUCUCGUGCAUUACGACUUCCUGGCUGGAAGGCUAGUGGUCGACCCAGCUGGGAGCGGGCGGCUCGUGUUUGAUUGCAACUCUGCAGGCAUCGGGUUUGUGGUGGCCUCCAGCGAGUACAAUCUGGACGACGUCGGGGACCUGGUGUACCCGAACCCGGCUUUCGAGCAGCUGGUCACCAAGGUGAUAUGUCCCGACGACAAGCCAUUGGGCAUUUUCCAGGUGACAUCGUUCAAGUGUGGAGGAUUUGCAAUCGGAAUUCAGACCAACCACUCCACUUUCGAUGGCCUAAGUUUCAAGAUGUUCCUUGACAACCUCAGUGCUCUUGCGGCUGACAAGCCCCUGCUGUUCGAGCCUUGCAACAAUCGCGAGCUCCUAGCAGCUCGGUCUCCUCCGAGCGUCACAUUCCCCCACCCAGAGCUCAUGAAGCUGGACAUGCUCCCCUGCAGCGGGGCCGACUCUAGUGCUCCCGUAUUCGAGAACACCACCGAGCAUCUCGACUUCAAGAUCUUCCGGCUCACCUCGGAAGACAUUGCCUGCCUCAAGCGCCAGGCUGAGGAUGGUGGCGUCAAACGUGCCUCUGGGUUUAACACGGUUACGGCCCUCGUAUGGAGGUGCAAGGCUUUAUCAGCCGGACAGGGAGAGGCAGGUGAUGACGAGAGGCUGUCGACGCUGCUCUACGCAGUCGACAUCCGAUCGAGACUAAGCCCGCCACUGCCUCAGUCUUAUGCAGGCAAUGCGGUGCUGACUGCCUAUGCAACGGCCUCCUGCAAGGACCUCAGGGCAGGCCCGCUCUCAUUACUGGUGGAGAUGGUUAAGGAGGGGUCAGCUAGGAUGACGGACAAGUAUGCGAGGUCGGCCAUAGACUGGGGGGAGCUCUACAAGGGGUUCCCGAACGGGGAGUUCCUUGUGUCAUCGUGGUGGCGGCUCGGGUUCGCCGACGUGGAGUACCCAUGGGGCAGGCCUCGGUACAGUUGCCCGCUGGUGUACCACCGCAAGGACAUUAUCCUUCUCUUUCCCGACAUUGAUCCCGCCCUGCAGAACGACAAUGUCAACGUGUUGGUGGCACUUCCGCCUGACGAGAUGGCCAAGUUCCAGUCCCUCUUUCACAAGUUCUUGCAGGAGUCCGUGUGAUUGAGCUUACUUCUUGAUCUGUGAGAUGCAUAUAUAAAGUUCCACAAAAUAAUACAUCCAUAUAUAUACACACAUAUAUAAUAUAUGUAUACAUAUUAUAAGUUUUAGUUUUUACAUAUAAUUUUAAUUGCAGGUGCAAUAUGUUUUUCUGGGGAAACCGCAGAUGCAAUAUAUUAGUGUAUGUCAUGCGUGUUUGCUCUAAUUUGGAGUCUCAGCCGCUCAAUUAUAUUUGUAAUUGCAAUAUAUGUAACAAGCCGGCAUGGAUUACAAA